AUGGAAGAUUGUUCAUUUGUUUUUAUGGAUAUUAUUAUUGAAUGUAGAAAAAAGAAGUUGGUAGAAUUAGAUCAGGAAAUUAAAGAAAUACAAAAUAUCCUAGAAUCUCUGGAAGGAGGUGAAAACCCAAAGGAAAGGAUUGUUAAAAUAGCCGAAAGUGUAGACAGACUGGAGGAGGAGAUAAAAAAAACUAAGAAGAAAAAGUUUUUACGUGAUAUGGAUGACUACAAAAAUGAUAGAGUCAGAAAUUUUCAGAAGAAAUAUGACUCAUAUCAUGAGAAGAAGAACUUUCAGGAGAACGAGAUGUAUCACCAAUCUAAAAGAACUGAAUAUGAAAACCAGAAUAGAAAUCAAUAUGAGAGAAGAAACAAUAACAAUUGGAAUGGAAGCUCCAACCAACAGUCAAGAAGACUUAAUGUUAGAGAGAAUCCUAAUUUGAUACCAGUCAACGAAAAAAGAAGAACAAAGGAGAGCUGGAGAAGAUCUGUGAAUAAUAUAGAAGGUGAUCAUUUGCUGAGGAGGAAAGAUAUACCAUUAGUCCAAAGAAGAGCAGAGACAAAGCAUAAGCAAAAUACAGAACGUGAAGGUUUAAGAAUUUCAAGAGGUCAAGAUGAGCGGAAACACAAAAUGCCACUCAAUACCAACUUUAAUAGGAGGAAUGAAAUGCACAGUAGAAAUAAAGAUAGGGAAAUUGACAAGACAUCUGAAAGAAGAUCGGAGGAAGAAUAUGUGGAGACCCCUACAGGAGGUAACACAGUAACGGUCCAAGCUGAGGUACAUAAUACCACAAGAGAGGCGGUUUUUUUAGGAAGGAACACCAGAGAAAUAACCACAUGGUUUCAUCCGAUGACACCAAGAAGGUCCAAAAGAAAAGAGUUAAACCUAGAAGAAAUAGAGGAGGAAGAAGAACAAGGGAUAAGCAAGAAAAAGACCAAGAAGAGCACCCAGUAG
Pelobates cultripes (western spadefoot toad) is the source of this 951-nucleotide messenger RNA. The record is from the annotation of a GenBank genome assembly. NCBI's taxonomy places the organism in Eukaryota, Metazoa, Chordata, Amphibia, Anura, Pelobatidae.